This is a messenger RNA of Cryptomeria japonica (Japanese cedar), 2982 nucleotides long. Its product is annotated as TMV resistance protein N. The record is from RefSeq and is a predicted model, not a curated record. Bases 106 to 738 code for a protein of 210 amino acids. The transcript is spliced from 2 exons. Lineage: Eukaryota; Viridiplantae; Streptophyta; Pinopsida; Cupressales; Cupressaceae. Gene Ontology annotation, biological process: signal transduction; defense response.
UUUGUGGUUGUCAGGUCACAGUUGUGUAUUGUUUUUAUUUUGCCUUGAAACCCUUCAUUUGUCCGAAAUCUGAAACCCUAACUUUUUUUCCCAUCUCUUCAUUCCAUGGGAUUUCACGUUUUUCUAGAUCUGGGAGCACUUGAGGCUGGUAAUUCUAUUCCAGCAGAAUUACAACACGCCAUAGCUACUGCUACCCUUCACUUUGCUAUUUUUGCUCCCAACUGCUCCCAAACCCCAUGGUGUUUGACUGAGCUAUCUUCCAUGUUCAAAUCUGGUGCAAAAGUCAUUCUCAUUUCGGAUCAUGUUGAUCCUUCUCAUCUCAGAUGUAUUGAGCAAGGAAAAGGAAUAUAUGCCCCCUCAUUUGCAGAGCUUGAAAAGAAAGGCAGAUACACACAGGAAAAGCUUCAUGUGUGGAAAACGGCACUCUGCGACAGUUCAUUCAUACCCGGCUACAUGGUCAACAAUAACAUGGACGAGGCCACAAUUUUGAAGAAUAUUGUGAAUUGUUCAUUACAAAUAAUGAAAAAAGUUCCGUUAUGGGUAGCCGAGCAUCUACUUGGAUUGAAUGAGCUGGUACAAGGCUUUGUGUCAGUUGCAAGAGAAGAGGAAGUGAAAAUCACGGGGUUCAUGGGUAUGGGAGGUAUCGGUAAAAGCACUUUCGUCAAAGAGUUGCUGAUUUGGCAUAUGCAGUUUCGUUUUAAAUGUGCGAGAUGCAGCAUCCAGAAAUUCUGUUUGUGAGAAGAAGAAAAAGAUUGUAACCACCCGGGAAUUGGGUGUCCUUAAAUCAUGGGGCUUCUCCUGCAUUUAUAAGAUGUGAAGACUUUACAAGCCAUAUGCCAAGCAGCUAUUCUGCUGGCAUGCUUUCUUGCAACCCUCUCUACCCCCUGUAUUUGAGACUCUGGUUCAAGAGUUCUGAGAGGCUUGUAUUGGUUUGCCUCUGUCAUGAAGGUAUUGGAUGCACAGUUAUAUGGUGGAAAUCCCAAUUGAAUAAAAUCUCAAGAAUAUUGCCUGGUGAAAUCAAACAAAGGCUACAAAAUAUCUACUAUGCUCUCGAUGAAGAAGAGAUAGAUGUUCUUAGAUGUAGCUUGUUUUUUCAUUGGAAAGGAGAAAAGCACGGCCAUAGCAGUGUGGGAUGGAUCGGGUUGGAGUGGUCUGCAUGGUUUAGAAACACCCUUGAACAAGUGUCUUGUGGAGCAGCUGAACACUUUACCAGAUUCUUUCAAGCAGUUGAUAUGCUUGGAAAUUCUAGAUUUAUUGGGUUGUGAAAUGCUAUCUUCAUUACCUGUUGGUUUUGGCAAUUUAACAAGCUUGAGGAAUAUAACACUGUGAUCUUGCAAACAGUUGAGCAUGUUGCUGGAUUUUUUCAAUCAUCUAAUACACCUAGAAGUUCAAAAUUUAUUUGUGAAAUGCUAUUUUUAGUACCUGCUGGUUUUGGCAAUUUAAGAAGCUUGAGGACUAUUACUCUGCAAUCUUGCAAGCAGCUGAACACUUUACCAGGUUCUUUCAAGCAGCUGAUAUGCUUGGAAAUUCUAUAUUUAUUGGGUUGUGAAAUGCUAUCUUCAUUACCUGUUGGUUUUGGCAAUUUAACAAGCUUGAGGAAUAUAACACUGUGAUCUUGCAAACAGUUGAGCAUGUUGCUGGAUUUUUUCAAUCAUCUAAUACACCUAGAAGUUCAAAAUUUAUUUGUGAAAUGCUAUUUUUAGUACCUGCUGGUUUUGGCAAUUUAAGAAGCUUGAGGACUAUUACUCUGCAAUCUUGCAAGCAGUUGAACACUUUACCAGGUUCUUUCAAGCAGCUGAUAUGCUUGGAAAUUCUAUAUUUAUUGGGUUGUGAAAUGCUAUCUUCAUUACCUGUUGGUUUUGGCAAUUUAACAAGCUUGAUGAAUAUAACUUUGCAGUCUUGCAAGUAGUUGAGUACUUUGCCAGACUCUUUCAAGCAAUUGACACACUUGGAAAUUCUAGAUUUAUGAGGUUGUGAAAUGAUAUCUUCAUUACUUGCUGAUUUUGGCAAUUUAACAAGCUUGAGGAAUAUAACUCUGUAGUCUCGCAAGCAGUUGAGCACUUUGCCAGAUUCUUUCAAGAAGCUGAUACACUUGGAAAUUCUAAAUUUAUCAGGUUGUGAAAUGCUAUCUUCAUUACAUGUUGGUUUUUGCAAUUUAACAAGCUUGUGGAAUGUAACUCUGCAGUCUUGCAAGCAGUUGAGCACUUUACCAAAUUCUAAUUUAUCAGGUUGUGAAAUGCUAUCUUUAUAACCUGCUGGUUUUGGCAAUUUAACAAGCUUGAGGAGUAUAACUCUGCAGUCUUGGAAGCAGUUGGUCGCUUUACCAGAUUCUUUCAAGCAGCUGAUACACCUCGAAGAUUUAAAUCUAUUAGGUUGUAAAAUGUUAUCUUCACCGCCUGUUGGUUUUCACAAAUAAACUUGUGGAAUAUAAUUCUUGCUUUUUGCAAGUAGCUGAACAUAGUGUUUAUCAAAAUUUUAAGAAUACAUUCUUGCAAUCUGCUGAGAAACAUCAGGUGUAUUAGUGGUCUCAUAAAACCAGAGGAACUGGAAAUAUGUCUGUUUGUAGGUAGAAGAACUCUGAAGUUUUGCAGGUUUGCCCUUUGCUAAACAGACUUAAAAUGUGGAAUUACCCCAAAGUUGAGAAAAUAGAAAGCUUGGAACACAACAAGUCAUUCAAGAUACUGAAAGCAAAGACCUGCUGGAGAGUGCCAGGUAUACAGAGUUGUAUACAGAGUUUGGAAAAAGUGGAACAAUUGGAAAGACUGGAGCUCAUAUGUGACACCAUAUCAGCUCUGAAAUUUUUUGUUUUUUUUGAAGAAAGCUGAAUAAAUUGCAUAGGACAAUUAAAAGACAGCAACAUGGCUUUUAAAAAGAAUAGAGCUGUCAAGGGACAGCAAACAGAGCAUUAACAAAGCUGAAUUGUGAGCUCUGAAACCUUGUAUUUAGUCUGUAAAGAGGAAGCUAUAAAAAACUUUUACGAAA